This is a messenger RNA of Cuscuta epithymum, 1223 nucleotides long. NCBI's taxonomy places the organism in Eukaryota, Viridiplantae, Streptophyta, Magnoliopsida, Solanales, Convolvulaceae. The record is from the annotation of a GenBank genome assembly.
AAAGGAAGUACUCGGUAUUAGUCGAAAUAAAGCUAAAUUUGAGCUUUUCAAACACUCCGUGCAUAGUUUGGUAAAGCUACAGAAUACGAAGUAAACAAUGCAUGGGAAGUUGGGAGCACACCAUUUUCAUGACUGCCUCGGAAGAUAGAAAAGAACGCAGUGAAAAAGAAUCUAUCAAUCAAUACACAUUGUUCCUUUUCUCCCCGCCCACUUCUGCUGACUCCUCUGCACGGACUCCUCUUUUAUUGCCUGCCAUGCCACCCAGAAACAAGCGCCCAAAGGUAUCAGUUUCUUCUUGCGAUUUUUUGCUCUUAUAAGCAUGCCCAGAAUAUCAAGAUUUUCAAUUGCAAAAUUGGGUGUAGAAAUGUAAGAGUAUAUGAACUUUCAAAGCUUUCCCGCAGAAGGGAUUGCAUCGAAUUGACGCCGCACUAGAUGCUAUGCGGCCGUUAGGGUUUUCAAACGACGUCGUUCGCAAAUCAGUCAAAGAUCUCCUCAAGGUUUAUGGAGAUGAAGGGUGGGCAUUCAUUGAAGAGGGGUCAUACAGGGUUCUAAUUGAUGCCUUGUUGAGCGGAGAAACAGAAUCUGUUCAAGAACCCAAUACGGAGAAAAGAUUUGUUCUUGACAGUUCCAAUUUGCAGAGAAAUGCUGAAACUUCAGAGAACGAGCAGGGUAGUGAGAUGGUUAGUGUAGACUAUGAUAAAGUUAUUGAUGAAAUUAGAGUGUCUGAUAAAGAAAUGGAAAACCAAAGCACUUGUAUACAUCAAACAAUCAGAGUUGAGACCAAAUCGUUUGGUGUGGCUAAGGAUAUUGAUGAUACACAGCAACUUCAUGUGGGUUUUGCUUCUAAAUCAUCUCUUCCACAGAUGGUGACUAAAUCUUCCAACAUAAUGAAAAAACCUUGUUAUGGAUGGAUUAGUGAUGAUGAGGAGGAGGAUGAAGUUGAUAAUCUUAGCUUAGCUUAAUUAUGUCCAUCAGUCCAUAAGUAACUGACAAUAUGGAAGAUAUCUUUGCUCUUGGUAUAUGUAAUGUUUUUUGCAAAACGUAAAGUUAAAACUUAAAAGUAUUAUUGAGAAACAUGAUCACAUCAAAUGUCUGUGCUAUUACAAUUUUUGUAAAUGUUGUGCUUGUAGUAUUUGAGAAAUAGCAGCUCUCCAUCUGUCAACCCAUGUAAUUAUUCAAGUGUCUGGCUUGGUUUCUUUACCUUUCUUACAUUUGUCUUUUAU